Molecule: messenger RNA, 906 nt
Organism: Hydatigera taeniaeformis
Lineage: Eukaryota; Metazoa; Platyhelminthes; Cestoda; Cyclophyllidea; Taeniidae
Source: the annotation of a GenBank genome assembly
AUGCGAAUCAACAAAGAUGAAAACUCUGCGUUUGAGCUAGGUGCGGGAUGGCAUAUCAGGAUUAAGAAGUCAUUACACUUCUUCGCCAGUCUCACUUCGCAGAGGCCUUCAAUAUGUCCACUUUAUGCAUAUGCCGUGGAUCGAGGCGAUCACAGUUUUGCCAGGCACCCCGACGAAGAGGACCAGCAAGAUUGCGACAUGGGAGCCGAAUUCUCAAAGCACAAACAUAAGUGUCGCAAGGGCAAAUGGGUGGACAAGGAGACGUGGACGGGACAAAAUGGCGAGGCGUGGGGGCCAGAGACGAAUUUAAAGAUGGUCGACAAGGCAAAUCAAUGCGUGCUUCAGUGGAUUCAAAGUAUCACGGCUGAGGAAGAAAGCACGAACCUGGAUGAUAGACCUCCGAAACGGCCACAUUCCGAGAUCUGCAUGCGUCAAUUCAAUCGUUCACUCGAAGCGCUUGUUGGCAAGAUUGACCUAAGUUGUUGCGACUGGCUUCACCGAAUCGGGCUGUGGCAUCUCGAAUCAAAACCACAUCCUGCUGUGGACCAGUCAGACGAGGUGAAGGAGGCCAGUUUAGAGGGCUCCACGCCAGAAAUAAGCAGCCUAAGUGCUGAAAGGGAGGGCGAUUCGGAAGUAGAGGCUGCAGAAACAGCUUCUUUAAGUUCACUACCAGAUGUAGGACCAGUUCCUGAAGAGAUAAAUAAGUUAACAGAACAAGAGGCAGAAGGAAAUAGAGAGAGAGGCGACGGAACAGAGCAGAAUGAAAUGGUAGACAUCCUUACCACCAUUACAGAUGGAGAGGAGAGCAGAAAGAUGAGCCACCAAGCAUCUUCCAUUGCAAAGCUGAAGGCGGCCAUUUCGGAGCACCCAGUAAAGCCGAAACCUAAGAAACGACGCCCGGUCUAA